Phytophthora sojae is the source of this 2928-nucleotide messenger RNA. RefSeq lists its product as hypothetical. The transcript is spliced from 5 exons. The record is from RefSeq and is a predicted model, not a curated record. Bases 1 to 2928 code for a protein of 975 amino acids. NCBI's taxonomy places the organism in Eukaryota, Oomycota, Peronosporomycetes, Peronosporales, Peronosporaceae.
AUGCUCGGGCGUUCCACAGACUGCAACGCGUGCCAGGCGUCUGAUGGCGGCGGCCCUGCACGUGCCGCCGAGCAACUCCCGGACGCGCCUCCCACUGGAGGGGGUGCUUCGGGCUCGGCUGGUGAGCAGGGCGACCGCGGCGCAACUUCUGGCCAUGCGGACACGCCGACCGCGCUCCAGGCUUCGCUUGAUGAGCAGCAGGAUAACGCCAACGCCCUUGACGACGCGUCAAGCAAGUCGAAGACGGUGGUGGUCAAAACCGCGGGCACUGGCACACAUCCGCGCGCCAGCGGCAACACGGACGCGGCCGGCAGCAAGGGCAACGACGACACUGGUGCAGCCGGUAGCAAGGGCGACGGCAAUACCGAGAGCAAGGCGAAGGACACAGCCGGCCCGGUGGCCACGCGGCUGGCAAGACGGGGGCCUUCGGGGGCACGUCGUGCGCUGAGUCUUCAGGAUUCGCGCUCGCGUGCGGCGCAAUCCUCCCAUCCGGAAUUUGCGGGUCAAGCACCUCCGGCGCGCUUCGCGGUCAGUUCGGACCUCAACCUCACCUUCGUCGGUGUUCCGGCUCGGGUCUUCGACAGCUACGAGGAGUGCUUCCUGCGCGACGGCUUUGGGGGCAUCGAGGCGCUCUGGACCAUGGAAAAGCUGAUUGACUUGCUGGACCCGGGCAUGGAGCUCCACCGCACUGUGCUACGCCUGCGGCCUUCCGACACGGGGCGCUCCAUCUCUGAGCUCCACGGACUCCUGGAUAGUAUUGCGGCCAAGCGCGAACUCGCGUCGCUCCUGCAGUGUUACGACCUCGACGGCGUCGCGCGUAAGGUGUUUGGGACAACGUCGCUGGUGAAAGCCGUGCUACGUCAACUUCGGGAGGCCCGACGCCAGCUUCGCUCGAAUGGGCUAACCGCCAGCCUGGAUUACCUGGCUAAGGACAGCGAGCUGCAGAUGGCCAAGCGCGAUAUCACCGUCCUGAACCGCUGCUGGGAGGAGACCCUGGAGGUCGCCACCAAGAAGCGCGAACAGGGGAUCAAGGAUCACGACCGGGACUUCAAGCGAGCUGCGCAAGAACACGAGCGCCAGGAACAGGCGCUGCAACUCCAAAUCGACAAGCUCUCCCGGGAAAAUGACGAUCUCCGUUCCGUUGUCCGGACGCUGACUUCUCGGCUGAAGGCCGGUUCCAUGAACGUGGGAAAGACGAUGAACUUCCUGAAUCGGCACAACACUCGGCUUGACGGCAAUUGGCCUCGCCUGAAAGCGCUUCCGGAAUCCGCCAACGACAACAAACUUCCUCCGGACGGCUGGGCCACUCAGAUCUUGGUGAACGCGGUCGACGAUUUCGGGGCACAGCCUGUGGCUUACAUCUUUGUGGACGACGGUGACGACGAUCAGGAAGAGAAGGACGACGAUGGCCCGGGCGCGAAGGAGGUAUCCAAGGACGCGCCCUUCGACUUCACCCAAGACUCGUCUGCUCCGUCCACGCCCUCGUCACUCAGGUCCCGCUCCGCCAAGACAUCCCGAGCGCCGAAGGGCGCAACUGGGCGGCACUUCCAGCUCCGCCCUGAGGUGUACACCCCGAAUGAGCUGGACGCGAUGGACCCGCUGACUCCGUAUGCACGGUCGGUGGAGGACGCACGGGCUUCGCUGGUGGCGCAUGCCGUGAUCUGGGACAAGCUUCGCCUGGAUGUGCAGUUGGUGAUGCAGUCUGGACUCGAUUACCUGGACGCGUUCGACCUGGUCUGCGGGGACAAUUACGUGCAUCCUCGGUUCCACGUCCGGGACCUGCUCGAGCUCCUCUACAAGAAGGCCGAUGCCAGACUGGAGCAGCUCACGUACACACCGGACAAGUGGCCCACCCUGAAAAGCGUCCGCCUAGACGAGGAGGCGGAGGUGAUGCAGGCGAUGUAUUCCGAGGUGGGUGACGACAUUGACGACGAGACGCGGGACGAGAUAUUCAGGACGACUAAGCAUUUCAAGGUCAAGCUCGACUUGCGUACCACACCCCCUCGAGAGGCCAAACGUCACAACAGCACAUCUUCCACUACUUCAAGUACCACCGGGUCCCAGCACCCUGACUCCGAAGUCGCCCCUCCUCCGGCCAAGCGUCCGCACGCAGCCCAACGGCGCACGCAGUCCACCCUCGCCCGAAAGGAGUAUGCUGAGCUCACCCCAGAAGAGCUCCAAAUCAUCGAGGUCCCGGAUCGCGGGGUCACUUCUUGGCGUCAUUAUAGGAUACUGGUGAAGUUCCAGCCCGAUACUGCCAAGGCGGUCGAGCAAACCAGUGGAUUCCCGGAUUACACCCCGAAUCUGUCCAAGCCUGAGGAGCGCGACGCCGUUCGGGCACGCUGGCUUUCGGGGCCGUUCAAGGAGCUGUGGAGCGCCAAGCCCUGGGACGAGAUGUUCGACAACCGAUCCAAGUUCCCGGUCUGCCAUGCGCCCCCAAAGGCUGGAACGAAGGCUCUGGCGCGCCUGGAUGAGGUCGUCACAUUUAUGAGCGACCACCGCUGCACAUUCUGGCUGAUUAGUCACUGGUUCUCGAUCUACAACCGGUUGGACGCCUAUUCGGAGGAGUUCGCUGACACCCGGAAACCCAAAUGUGAUAGCAUCCGGGCUCACUACCAGAAAUUGCUGGAUGCCGCGGUCGACGAUGGUCUGGAGCCGUCGUACCUCGAGGAGCCCGGGGUCUGGACGUUCUUAGCCAAGUGCUGUUCCUGGAUCUGGAUGGCGCCCUCGCAGAAGAAUGCCGAAGGCAAGCCGUACUCUCUGCAGGAGCAACUCGCGCUGACGGACCAGCAGGAGCCCGCUCAGGUGCAGUGGAACUCCUGCUCCUCGGACGAGGAGCGCAUCGGCCACGCGCCGGCCCAGCUGGGCCUCCGACUCCUGCCAGAGGCGGACCGCUGUCCCUACCUGGUUUCCAAGAAGUUCCUGUAG